This is a messenger RNA of Rhododendron vialii, 646 nucleotides long. Its product is annotated as (-)-germacrene D synthase-like. Gene Ontology annotation, molecular function: magnesium ion binding; terpene synthase activity. The record is from RefSeq and is a predicted model, not a curated record. NCBI's taxonomy places the organism in Eukaryota, Viridiplantae, Streptophyta, Magnoliopsida, Ericales, Ericaceae. The transcript has 2 exons. Bases 224 to 544 code for a protein of 106 amino acids.
AAUUUAAUUAGAGCAUACUUUGAGGAAGCCAAAUGGUGUCACGAAGGCUAUAUUCCGAGUAUAGAAGAGUACAUGAGAGUUGCGCUUGUAACCGGUGCUUACAAAAUGCUUACAACAACUUCCCUUGUUGGCAUGGGGGAUUUGGUGACCAAAGAGAGUUUCAAAUGGGUGUCAAGUGAUCGAUCCCUUAAUUCUUGAAGCUGCAUCCGUGAUUUGCAGACUCAUGGAUGAUAUGGCUGGCCACAAGCAUGAGCAAGAGAGAGGCCACGUAGCCUCGGCAGUUGAAUGCUACAUGAAACAACAUGGUGUCACAGAAGAAGAGGUUUAUGUUGAAUUUCGAGAAAGAGUUGCAAAUGCAUGGAAAGACAUGAACGCAGAGUGCCUCCGCCCGACCGCGGUCCCAAUGCCUGUCCUCGCCCGAGUUCUCAAUCUUGCACGAGUGAUCAAUCUUAUAUACACAGGUGGAGAUGGGUACACUCAUUCCGGAAAAAAGGUGAAGCAGUGCAUAACGUCAGUGCUCAUCGAUUCCUUUCCGAUCAAUUAGCAAACAGUUAUCUUAAUCGUAACCAAUUUACUCAUAAGUGCCAUAAAAUGUUGUUCUUUUUUUUUAAUUUUAUUUCCAAAGUAUUUUCCCCUCUAGGAAUAU